AUGGCUCUGUUCACGGACUCAGACUUCUCUUUACUCAAACACAACCAGCAGAGAGACAUGGUGGAUUUUAAGGCGUUAUUUGGAGAACCGGACCACUGUAAAGAUGCCCGGAGUGAGUGCGCGCUGUCCUCUCCGGAGCCGGACAGAGCCGCCGCCGCCGCCGCCGCCGCCGCCGCCGCCGCCGCCGCCGGUUUGAUGGAGGGCCAGAGGAAGAGGAAGAGGACCAUCUUCAGCCGAGCCCAGCUGUCUGAAUUGGAGCAGGCCUUCGCUGUGACUCCCUACCCGGACAUCGCCCUGAGGGAGAGGCUGGCCGCGCACACACACCUGCCCGAGAGCAAGAUCCAGGUGUGGUUUCAAAACAGAAGAGCCAGAAGUAUCAAGAUUGUGAGACAGCCCAAGUCCACCAAGCCUGGCCUGGGGGGUAGAGAGGUUGUAGAUCCCCCCCCUGGGCCUGUGAGCUCCGCUUUCCUUACCUCAACCACCCUGACGGACAUAUUCAGGCAAGAGCCGAACCACUCAUGUGAGGAUGUCCCACAGAUUUAUUCCGACUGGAUCCACAUCUACAGCAACCCAGCGUCAUCGCCGCCGCCAUCUUCCUCAUCUCUCCACCAGCAGCCCACAAUGGGUCCCUCAAAACCUUCAGAGUGUCGUCUCUGGGAUGAGGAGCCCCACCAGCGGCAGCAUCUGGGACCAGCACUCCCCGGUUUCCUUCCUGGUUCGUUUCCUCAGCCUAUCAGCAGGCAGCCUCACCACUCGGCCGCCCCCCGCUCCUACCAGGCUUUCAGGAACUUCAAACCCCAGACUAUGGCUCCAUCUGGGACUCAUCAGGCCGUGUACGGAGGCAGCGCGGCAGGUGGAGGUCACGCCUCUGUAGACCAGGUAGUCCCCUCCCACCCUCAGCCGGUGUACUGGGAGGUAACUCAGGGCCAAGGUCCCCACCACUCACACCCCCAUCACCACCCACAGAUGGGACCGCAGACCUCCAUGGGCUACAUCUCAGACCUGAUCUACAACGCUGCUAUCGUCACCAACUUCCUGGAAUUCUGAUUAGUCUGUGGAUGUGGAGCGUGAACAGGGAAAUAUUAAUACUGGAUAUAGCUACUAUAACUAUUUCUGUCUCCUUUGUAUUUCCUGUUACAACACCUCCUGUGUCUACAUCUGUCAUGUAUGUUACCAGAGCCGAAUGUUCCUCAAACCUCUAUAUAGGCUACUACAGAGUUAUUAUCAAGUUGUAGUUUUUUUUUUUUGUAUACUCCAGUCGUGUUUAAUAUGUUUUGGAUUUAUUUGAUUUAUAUAAUCCCACUUCAAUUUACAAUAUUUUACAGUUGCUUUGGAUCUGUUUUCAAAGCAGAGUUUCAAUGUGCAAUGCAAAACUUUAAAUUCAAAUAGCCAAACUGGCUCGGUAAAGUCUUCAGAACACGUUUCAGUGCUUAUUACUGAGGGUACAGAUCACUGCAUCAAAUGCACCAUCAGUGUGUUUAGAAGCAUUUCUCUUUAUUCUAACAAUAGCUGGUGAGCAGCAUUACAACAUGAUGCUAAUGACUUCCCCCCGACUGCCUUGCAUGUCAAAAGUAUGAAAGUGGUGGGAAGAAGAAAAAGGGAAAAUAAAUGUUUUGAAUACUAUCACAUUUUGUCUGCUGGUAGUGUAAAUUGUGGUUUCAUGUUAUAGCCAUGAAUUCCAGCAUUACUUUAGCUUUAGAUUAGAUUUAUGUGUGCGUGUAAUAUUUAAGGUUUGAAUAGAAACAAAAGUGGUCGAUAGUAACAGUACAAUCAUGAUCAUUUUGUCUUUAAUGAAUAUAAGAUCUACUGUAGUUUAAAAUGUAGACUGCAUUAUCUACGGUAUAUUUACAGCAAUGCCACAUAUGAAUAACAUGAGAGUCAUUCUUACUGUAUUUGCUCAUUAAUUGCUAGUUGUAUAAUGUUGAGCAAAUGCCCACUAACAGAUGGUGUUUUGAUGAGAAUUGGUUUCUGUUUGACAGCACUAUUUUAUUUUAAAAUGCAACAAUGGUUACAAUUUUGCAAUGGACAUUUACACACAGUGUUGUAAUUCCCUGAUACAUGCACUGGUGGGAAAUUUGAUUUGUGUGCAACGUGAGAUUCUGAGUACAGCAUUUUGUGUUUAGAGUCUUGCGAAUCGAAACUCUUGUUGUGAAAACUGAGCCAAAGCAACUGUAAAAUAUGUCAAGAGUCGUGCAUAUAUAGACUUGUUCAAGUGUGUUUCUAGUCUGGUUUUGAUUUUCUCUCAAUAAAAAAAGGACUAAUGGAAGGAUGCAUAGAGCAGCUCACUAUCCCACCAACUUGUCACACAGGGGAAUCACUGAUGUACUUGAUAUGGAUUCUUCUCCCAGAUGCCAGCUCCUGUUUUCCUGCUCUAAGCUGAACUGUGGCUUGUUUAAUGCUUCGGCCCUGCAAGCAUUAUCUUUCAAAACAUCCUGAUUAAAAUGAUUCUUU
Perca flavescens (yellow perch) is the source of this 2451-nucleotide messenger RNA. It is a transcript of the gene sebox, whose product is annotated as SEBOX homeobox. The record is from RefSeq and is a predicted model, not a curated record. Gene Ontology annotation, molecular function: DNA binding. NCBI's taxonomy places the organism in Eukaryota, Metazoa, Chordata, Actinopteri, Perciformes, Percidae. The coding region runs from base 1 to 1047 and encodes 348 amino acids. The transcript has 3 exons.